Molecule: messenger RNA, 1551 nt
Organism: Cajanus cajan (pigeon pea)
Lineage: Eukaryota; Viridiplantae; Streptophyta; Magnoliopsida; Fabales; Fabaceae
Product: microtubule-binding protein TANGLED
Biological process (GO): regulation of phragmoplast microtubule organization; cytokinesis by cell plate formation
Cellular component (GO): preprophase band; microtubule associated complex
Molecular function (GO): microtubule binding
Source: RefSeq, a predicted model, not a curated record
UGGAAAACAAACGUUACACAGACUUCGUGUUUGUUGACAUCAACACUUGGGAGCCCAACUCUGCAACAAAAAGCAAAAGGUUUUGGGGUCAGUGUGUUCUUCAUAGAGAGAGAGAGAGUGAGUGAGUGAGAGAGUUCAGAUCCAAUCUUUGGUUGGGAUCGUUUGAGUGACCGAAAUUCUUGAGACCCACCUCUUGUGUGUUUGUUUUCAUUCCUAGGAUAUUCCGAAGAUGGUCGCGAGAACCCCACCAAAGCAGAAGAAACUGUUGGCUGCUCUCAAUCCCGUUCUGAUUAAAGAAACACUCAACAAGGUGGAUCAGUGCGUGGCUCGGCUGCAGGAGCUUCAGUACACUGUAACUGGUGGAACCAAGGUGGUGUCAGGGGUGAGUCUCAGCCCUCGCAGCACCAGAGGUUAUCUCAGAACCAGUCUCAGGUGCAAGCAAGAAUCACUCAGGAUCAAGAAUGGUGCCACAAGGAAAUCUCCUGUGGGGAAGUUUCCAGCAAACACAGGCGAAUGGAAGAGAAUGUCACUGCCUGCAAUGCUUGUAGGAGAAACUGUUGGAGAAAUUCUGCAGGCAAGUCAGUUUGCCAGAGAAAUAGUCUCAGGAGUUGGUAAGAAAACUGCCUCAGAUGACCCAAAAACUCCAAUGUCUCAACGUAGAAACCACAAAGUAGAACCUGAAAGCACACAACUCAGGGCCAGAAGGAAGAAAGAGAAGCAAACCAAAGCACAGAAUGAUGGUUCCCCAUCACUUCAAAGGGCACGUUCCAGAAUCAACUUCAAGGUUUCUCCUCCUAAGGUCAGGGAAUUUGAUAAAGAAAGGUACAUGGCAAAUAGGGUGUCCCCAAGGAAUAGACCAUGGGCUAGAAAAACAGUACUUUUCCCCAACCCUUUGUUCCUUUCCACUCACUCUUCCUCACAGCAGCAACAAUUUUGCAAAACAAGGUCACCUAUCAUAUCAAGAAAUAGAGGAACAACAACAUCUCACAAGUUUUUUAUCAAGUCUCCAUCUUCACAGCAACAAAACUGCAAAACCAAAUCCCCUAUCAUGUCAAGAAGUAGAGGAGGAACACCACACAAGUUUUUGAUCAAGUCUCCAACUUCAACUUCCAAAUUUCAUGUCCAAAUCAAAAACCAACCAAGUGUGUCUAUUUCUUCACCCACAAGAGCUGCAAGGUUGAGCAGGAGUCCUCCCAAGAGAUCCACUUCCACUGCAGCUAAAUUCCGGCGAUCUUUCUCUCCUUCAAGAAUAGCAUCCAGAUUGGUUUCACUUUCGCCAUUGAGGACCAAGAAAACUGUACAGAAAAAUGAUGGGUUUGUGAGUGGAAUCAAACAGCGCCCAGCAGUGAAAUUCCCAGUUAGAGGAAUUUGAGAACAAAUCAAUAGUACUACAAUAACGCUCUCUGGCUACUAUAUUGUAGUUUUAAUGUCCAUAUUUGUGCUCUUGUGGUUUUUCCUUUUUUCGGGUUUCUGGUGGUGAGGAUUUCUCUUUAAUGUCUAUAGCAUUUUUCCCCAUUCAUUUCAUUCAAGGAAUCAUACAUUCAAUGCCAA